AUGAAACAGCGCCGAGAUCAAAUUUUUUACAUGUGUAAAGUCAACAACAACUUUAUAAUUGAUGCAACAUUCAGAGGAAAUGACUGUCGCUUUUUUAACCACAGCUGCAGACCUAACUGUCGGUUGGAGAAUUGGCAAGUUAACGGCAAGACAAGGCUAGGUGUGUUUUCUUUACAGGGUAUACGAGUGGGUGAGCCCUUGACCUACAAUUACAGGUACAUGAGAGACUCAAUCAGCCUAGCACUUUGUAUACCGUUCUUCCGUGAUGUACACUCACAUUGA
Triticum turgidum subsp. durum (durum wheat) is the source of this 282-nucleotide messenger RNA. Lineage: Eukaryota; Viridiplantae; Streptophyta; Magnoliopsida; Poales; Poaceae. The record is from the annotation of a GenBank genome assembly.